This is a messenger RNA of Triticum turgidum subsp. durum (durum wheat), 1323 nucleotides long. The record is from the annotation of a GenBank genome assembly. Lineage: Eukaryota; Viridiplantae; Streptophyta; Magnoliopsida; Poales; Poaceae.
AUGGGCAGGGCAAGAAGGGGAACGGCGGCCAAGGGCAAGAGGAGGCCGCGUGCUGCGGCGAAGGCGGCAGCCGUGGCGGGCGACGGACACGAGGAAACCAAAGAUGGACCUGAGAAAGCCGCCGGCGGCGGGGGUGGCUUCUUCUGCUGCUACCUCCUCCGGUCGCUCUGCCCGCGCAGCAAGAGCCGCACCUACAUCGGGUUCACGGUGAACCCGCGGCGGCGGAUCCGGCAGCACAACGGCGAGCUCCGAUGUGGCGCCUGGCGGACCAAGCGCGGCCGCCCCUGGGAGAUGAUGCUCUGCAUCUACGGCUUCCCCACCAACGUCGCCGCCCUCCAGUUCGAGUGGGCGUGGCAGCACCCUACCGAGUCGCUGGCCGUUCGCAAGGCCGCCGCCGAAUUCAAGUCGCUCGGCGGCAUCGGCAACAAGGUCAAGCUCGCCUACACCAUGCUCAACCUCCCUUCAUGGGAGAACUUGAAUCUCACGGUGAACUUCUUCUCCACCAAGAAUACCAAGUUCACCGCAGGCUGCCCGCCCCUCCCCUGCCACAUGAAGACUGUCGUUAGCCCGAUGGAGGAUCUCCCGUGCUACGUCGAGGGCCUUUCGUCCGAGGAUGAUAUUAUGGAGCCUAGAGAGGAUGAAGAAGAACGAGAUGCGGCUGUUGGCGGUGACACUUCUGAUCAUGGUUUGCAGACAAUGGAUUUGGGAACCGGAAUUGUAGGCGGUGAAUCAGACACUGAUGAGUUUUUUGCUCCAAUGGAUCGGAGUGAGGUCUUUGCAUCAACAAUUUCAGAAUCCUCUGCAGCCCGGCCAGAGGAAGAAGAAACCAGAAGUGCUGACUGUGAUGUUGAAUAUACCAUUGAUGACUUCGGUGAAUCAGACACUGAUGAGUUUUUUGCUCCGAUGGAACGGAGUGAGGUCUGUGGAUCAAGAAUUUCAGAAUCCUCUGGGGCCCAACCAGUGGAAGAAGAAACCAGAAUUGCUGACUCUGAUGUUGAAUGUUAUCCCACUGAUGACUUCAGUUACAUGGAAUGGGGCGGAAUUCACGAGACAUCGGAAUUGCACGUGUCUAGAACACCACCUCGAUGUUCCUCGAGCUCGUGCAGCGAUGAUGUUGCCGGAAGAUCAGUAAACUGUGUGACAGGGGAAGCAUCUCCAGUGUUGAAGGCAGGUUCAGACGAUGGUAAUCUUUUCUUCCAUGAAAUUGAUGUGGUAGACUUGGUUACACCAGUCGCCCGGUAUGCUAGAGAUUGCAGCAAAGUGGCCAGCAUUUGCCCCAAGAUUAUUGAUCUGACAAAUUCCCCUAUUGUCAUUGAGUUGUAA